AUGGCUGAAAUUUGGUGCAGUUCAGUACUAAUCAGUAGUAAUGCUCGAUCGCCAGGUGGAAGAUUUCUAACAGAAUUUCUUCAUGAUUGGCCAACGCCUGGUACUGGACCAUAUUUUGAUACAUCUGUACCCACAAAUAUUACCGGUUUAGUUGGACAACCAGUACAUUUAUUAUGUCGGGUGAAAAAUUUAGGAAAUCGAACGGUAUCAUGGGUCCGUCAUCGUGAUAUACAUUUAUUAACCGUUGGCCGUUAUACAUACACAUCAGAUCAACGUUUUGAAGCUGUACAUGCACCACAUACAGAGGAAUGGACGUUACGAAUACGUUAUCCACAACCACGUGAUAGUGGAAUUUAUGAAUGUCAAAUUAGUACAACACCACCAAUUGGUCAUCCAUUAUAUUUAACUGUUGUUGAACCAAUCACAGAAAUACUCGGUGGUCCGGAACUAUUCAUCGAUCAAGGAUCAACAAUAAAUUUAACAUGUAUAGUGAAAUUUGCACCGGAACCACCACCAGGUUUAACAUGGUCACACAACAUGCGACAAAUUAAUUUCGAUUCACCACGUUCGGGUAUCGGAGGCGGAGGUGGUAUUAGUUUGGUAACUGAAAAGGGUACAGUGACUACCAGUCGACUAUUAAUACAGAAAGCAACACAAGCUGAUUCGGGUAUUUAUACAUGUACACCAUCAAAUGCAAAUGAAGCCACUGUACGAGUACAUAUAUUAAAUGGUGAACAUCCGGCCGCAAUGCAUCAUGGUAUUGGUGCAACAUUUACACAACGUACCUCAUCAUAUUUAACAUUAUUGAUGAGUGUAAGCAUAUGUUCAUGUAUAUUUUACACUGUUUAUACAUAG
Molecule: messenger RNA, 855 nt
Organism: Chrysoperla carnea
Lineage: Eukaryota; Metazoa; Arthropoda; Insecta; Neuroptera; Chrysopidae
Product: hemicentin-2-like
Exons: 5
Coding region: 1-855 (284 amino acids)
Biological process (GO): synapse organization
Cellular component (GO): neuron projection membrane
Source: RefSeq, a predicted model, not a curated record